AUGGACUCGAUCAAGACUUCCGAGUCCAAUUCGACCGCAUAAUCUUCGCUCACGCGUCAAUGGCGGGGCUAUAAACUCACCAGUCACGACCCAGCGAGCCUCCCACACGGAUCCACUCCACCGGGUCCACUCGGCCUCAUGGCGGUGCCAGAGGCGGCGUCCUCCUGCGACGGCAGCGGCGCGCGCAUCACGCUGAACUGCAGCCACGGCGGCCGCUUCCUGCCCCUCGGCCCCGGCGGCGCGCUGCGGUACGUGGGCGGCGAGACGCGCGUCCUCGCCGUGCCGCGCGCGGCGACCUUCCGCGACCUGGCGGCGCGGCUGUCGUCGGAGGUGGCCGGAGGCGCGGAGGUGCGCGCGAUCAGGCACCGCCUCACCGACGAGGGCCUCGAGGACGUGAUCGUGUCGGUCACCUGCGACGACGAGCUCGCGCACAUGCGCGACGAGUACGACCGCCUGCGCGCCACGAGGCCAGCCGCGAGGUUCCGGGUUUACGUCACCACCAGCGAUUCCGCCGGUCCCGGCGGCGGCGGCGGCUUCCAAGGGCGGAUAGCUGCGUCAGGGCUCCCACCCCUCGCCCCGAAGAUGCGGCGCGUCCAGAGCGUGCAGGCGCAACUGCACCGGCGCUGCCUCGCCUUGCCAGCACCGAUGCGGCGCAUCCAGAGCGCGCAGGAGAUCGCACGGGCCACCCACGUCCAGCCGUCCUUCCGCCACCGGCGCCAGCAGGAGUUCUGCCGCAACAGUCAGCGCCGUGACCUGUGCGCGGCCGCGCCGCCGCCGGCGCGUCCGGUGGACGCACCGCCCUGCAUGUUCAAGAAAGUACCUGCUCCUUCGGUGCCCGCGGCGAUGGCAACAGGUCGGGUGGUCUUCACCGAUGCCGCAAGGGAGAAGGCGAGGAGCAGAGGCGUCCAGGCGGCCAUGGAGAACAGAAGAGCGAUCUGGGAGUUAGCCAGUUAGGGCUUAGAUUGUGUUGACGGUUAUUGCCAUCGUUGACUAGUGCAGAAGCUGUAAAUACAGAUUACUGUGUAAAUACAGAUUCUAAAAUACAUAUUAGUACUUUACCAUUUGUUGUUUAUU
This is a messenger RNA of Panicum hallii, 1074 nucleotides long. RefSeq lists its product as uncharacterized. The record is from RefSeq and is a predicted model, not a curated record. Gene Ontology annotation, molecular function: protein binding. The coding region runs from base 139 to 954 and encodes 271 amino acids. NCBI's taxonomy places the organism in Eukaryota, Viridiplantae, Streptophyta, Magnoliopsida, Poales, Poaceae. The transcript has a single exon.